This is a messenger RNA of Antechinus flavipes (yellow-footed antechinus), 2421 nucleotides long. RefSeq lists its product as uncharacterized. The transcript has 4 exons. NCBI's taxonomy places the organism in Eukaryota, Metazoa, Chordata, Mammalia, Dasyuromorphia, Dasyuridae. Bases 538 to 2421 code for a protein of 627 amino acids. The record is from RefSeq and is a predicted model, not a curated record.
AAAGGGGGGAACAUUGCAGGGGUUCUUAUUCAUGCUAGAGAUGGGGGAGGGGGAGGGUCAGGGGUCUCAGCAUCACCUAUUUCUCAUGGGAGGGGAGGAAUCAUUGGGAAUGUGGUGGGAUGUUGGCUGGGCCUGUGUUCUACCAGGAGGGUGAUCAGUGAGGAAGUGGGGGAGACAUGGAAUGUCUCAAAACAGAAGUUCCCUAUUAUACUUUAUAAAAUGGAAAUCCUUUUUAGGAUUAAGACAAAAAUCCAGGAGAGAGCAGAAUAGCUGGUGUGGAAGUAGAGAUUUGCCUCAUAGAACUCAGUACACAUCUAACCUUCCUUCAGGUCUUUGGGGACAUUGACCCCUGGCUUAAGGGCCCAGAGUCUCAGUGGGAUUUGCUGUAAACAAGUCAGGUUCCAGUAUAUAUAUAUAUAUAUAUUUAUCUCUUUUUUCUAGGACUCAGGCCAAGGAAUAGGGAGAAACCUUCCAGAAUUCAGGGCCCAGAGGUCCUACCAGCCACCGUCACGGAUUCUGUAUUCUCCAGAAACUCUCAUGCUAGGGGAGCUAUGGCCCCUCCGGGAACUGGAGGUCUUACAGAAGGAGGCCAAACCUGAGCAGGAGAGGGCAGGAACUCAGGCAUUAGUGGGUACAGAGACCCCCAGGGACCACGAAGGGGAAAGUUCCCAGAGCUGGAGGGAGGAGACCUCAAAGGUUCAGAGAGAGAAAUUCCCAAGAACUCAAAAAGAGGAGAGGUCCCAGAUUCAGACCCAAAAUACCCAGAGGGAAGAAACCCCAAGGGCUCAGGGAGAGGAGACCCUGUGGACCCAGGUUCAAAGGGAGGAAACUCCAGAAGUCCAGAGGGGUGAGAUUCUCUGGACCCAAGUGGAGACUCCAGAAAUACAAAGAGAAAUUUCCCAAGCUCAGAGGGAGGAAACCCCAAAGGCCCACAAAGGGAAAAUUCCCCAAAUCCUAAUGAAAGAAACUGCUGAACCUCAGAGAGGAGAAACCUCCCAGGUCUGGCAUGAGGAAAUCCCACCAGUUCAGAAAAGGGAAAAACAGGUCUAUAGACAGAUUUUUCAAUGCCAAGGAAGUCAGUUCUUACAUUCCCUGGAAGGGGGCAAGUUGCAAUUCCAUGAAGAAGAGGUCUCACAGUUCCAGAAAGGGGAUAUUCUAAAAUUAUGGGGAAAGGAGAAUCCACAGGGAGGAUCUCAGGGAGAGAGUCCCAUUAUGCUUCAAAGAAAGGAGACCAAGCAGCCUCCCAAAGAGGAUACCCCUCCGUUUCCCCCAGAAGAGGACUCACAGUCCCAGGAAAAGGCAAUCUUGCAACCUCAGAGAAACAAGAUCCUACAGGGUCAAGGAGAGGCAAUUGCAUCCACCUGGGGAAUAGAAAUCUCAGGGUCCCUGGAAAAGGUCACCCCACAGCUCCGGGGUCAAGUGAAGCUGGGGGCUGUAUCAGAAGGGCAGUGGCUGCCAAGUCAGGAAACCAAACAAUUGAAGACCCCAGCACUGCACAGACCUGGGGAACAAGAUGAAGUCAGGCUGGGGACACUCUGUGGGCAGAGCCAGCAAGCCUUAGGAGCCAGUGGGAAAAAGGGACCAGAGCUAGUGGAGAACAGACUGAAGGACAUGGAAGAUGGCCGGUUUCAGCCACCAUCCCUGCUGCCAAAUCCCAGGGCUGUGGAGCUCAAGCAACGUCUCCGCAAUCCCCCUAGCAAGGAGUUGGUUUUCCUGGGUCUCACUCCGAGCCAGCAAGAGAAGACCCUGAAAAGGCUUCUGGAGCUACAGGGGGAGGCUGGAAGAAGGCACCAGAGGGACCGAGAACAGCAAAGGCUCAGGGUCCAGGAGCGCCUGUGCAUCGCCAGGAAUCGCCGCUCAGGGGAGGACCUCCUGAGGUCCCCGAUCACUCCCCCCCAGCCCCGAAUGCAGGCAAGUCCCUGGGAGAGGGGGGAAGGGAAGGAGGAGAAAGGCCCUGGUCUCAGGCUGAUGGGGGAGCAUCUGGCACUGCCGCCUGUUGCUGGGUGUCCUGGCUCUGCAGAGAACCAUGGGCUUACUUGGUCUCCGACCCACCAGGGCGACAUAGCCCGGCAGAGGUGCGCCCUGCGGGAGCAGCUGGAACAACGACACAAGGAAAGGACGGGGAUGCUGCGGGCCCAACGGGAGCGGAACACUAGAAAUUUCCAGGAGCUACUGCGACCCCAAAGGACUGGGGAGAACCGACUCCUCCCAGCUCUGGGCCAGCUCUCUUGGGGCCUGAGGAGGGUUAGUAGCCAAGGGGAUGAGGAGAAAGGCAGUGGAAUGCUCCCUGAUGGCCUGAAACCAGAUGGCAGCGGCACUGGCCAGAACUACAGAAAGGCCAGGGAUUUAACCAACCCCAAGUGCCCAGGAAACCCAGACAUAUACACCCACCACAGAGGGAGCCAGCUUUGCCCCACCUGA